CAAGAAGCGAAAAGAUGCCAAGAAAAAGAAGGGAUCGAAAGUUAAGGGGGCCUCCUCCCACAUGCCCAGCUCCGCAAAUCAACCCAAAAACACUGGGGAAGAGGAUUUGGGGAAUGAUCACAAUGAAACAGAUAGUGAUGGAGGGGAGGGUUGUUCCCGUGCUUCUCAAGAAGGUAAUAUCAUGGAGGUAGAAGAAGAUAGUAGUUUAUUGGUUGUGCAAUCCAGUGAGGUGUCGCCAAUUAAAGGCGAUGAGCAAUUGGGAGAGCAAGUUUAUGUUCAAGUUGAAAGCUCAUUGAAGAGCUCAAGGAGUAGUAGCAGUUCUAGUUGUGAUGAAGCUGAUGAUGACGGUGAUGGUUGUGCAAACAAAAACAAAAGCAUAGAAGCUAAUUAUCCUCCUGAUGUUGUUUUGGGUAAAGAAGUUGGUUUAGUUGAACAUUUUGAUUCCGAUGUAGGGACUGCGAUGACUAUUGAAUCUGAGCUUAUAAACAGUGUUGAAGCAAUGAAGAAGAAGUUGCGUGUAGAUAACGAUGAUGCUGUUCAAGUUGAAAGCUCAUUGAAGAGCUCAAAGAGUAGUAGCAGUUCUGGUUGUGAUGAUGAUGAUGAAGUCAACAAAAACAAAAGCAUAGUAGCUAAUUAUCCUCCUGAUGUUGGUUUAGUUAAAGAAGUUGGCUUAGUUGAACGUUGUGAUUCCGAUGUGGGGGCUGCGAUAACCAUUGAAUCUGAGCUGAUUGAUAAUGUUGAAGAAACGAAGAACUUGUGUGGAGAUAAUGAUGAUGGAGUUUCUAUGCCGGAAGUUGUGGCGGAGAAGGGAUCACCAAUAAAGGAGGGGAUUGAAGAAGCUGUCAAAGAUUCCGAUGUGGGGGCUGCGGUAACCAUUGAAUCUGAGCAUAUUAACAAUGUUGAAGAAAUGAAGAAGAACUUGUGUGUAGAUAAUGAUGAUGAUGGUGCUACUAUGUCGGAAGUUAUGGCGGAGACGGGAUCACCAAUUAAGGAGGGGAUUGAAGAAGCUGUCAAUGAUUCUGCAACUCAAGAAAAUGGUGUGCAACCAAUUCCACCACCACAUGAUCAUAUUUCCAGCAUUAUAAGCAAUGGGGCUGAUCCGUUCAAAAAGUCUGAUGUUCUUCACUUCUCUGAUACUCAGCUUCUGGUAGUGGGUUCAGGUGUACAACCACGGGAGAGAACAUCAUGGAAGACUUGCUGUGGACUGUUUGAGCUAUUCACAGGAUCCAAUAGAUAAGUUCAGGUUGGAGUAAUAGUCUAUGUUCAUUAAAACAUCAUUCCAAGCUAUUCAAAGUUCCAGGGUUAAACACAAAACUCAUAUGCAACUGUGUCUAUGCAUCUUAUAUUAUGUUGCAGACAUCAUGAAAUAAAAAAAAAGGCAGAAAGCUUGGAUACAAAGACACUUUGAACUUGUAAUUUAAGUUCAAAUGAAACAUCAGAAAUAUAUGAUGUUUUGUCCUUCCCUGUCCUACCCUGGCUUUACAUUUCAUAACUUGUAUUUUGUCACGAAACAUCCGAAGUUUCUGUUGAAUUUCUAUUAAAAGAGAUUGCGAUGACAUUUGUGACAUAAUCAUCAUCACCAUCAUUCAUUGCAGUGAUAUCUAACACUACCAAAAUGAAUGAGGAUGAAAUAGAAUGAAUGGAUAUUUAUACUACGGGGUUGUGGUAAAAUAUUGAGCCUUGACGCGUAUUGACUUUCACCAAAUUCAUAUACUUGUCUUAGAGAUCUUUCUCUAAACACUUGACACUUCUGCUCUUUUUGGACAAAUGAUACUAAUACUGGACUAUGGUAAAAAUGGUAAAUCUUUGUGAUGCAGGUGGAGUGGAGAGUGCUAAUCAUGCAUGCUUUACUUACAUGUACCAGCCAAAAUAAGAUAGCAGGAAAGAGAUGAUUAUACAAACUUUUUUUACGUAAAAAAUGCAACCUUGUAGACUUUCCUAAAUUGGAAAUGUAACAUUGAACUAGUCUCUUCUGUGUUAAUUUUCAUGCUUUUCUGUAUUUGUUUUCAUUAUCUCCAUGAUAGUUCAUUUGAUCACAAACGUCAUAAUAAUUGUUCACGACUUGAUGAUAAAUUCAGGUAAAACAAGUUAUUUGAUUAUAAAAUUUGGGCUAUUUUUAACGUAUCCUUCGUUUAAAAAUAAUCACUUAAG
Messenger RNA from Cuscuta epithymum, 2151 nucleotides. NCBI's taxonomy places the organism in Eukaryota, Viridiplantae, Streptophyta, Magnoliopsida, Solanales, Convolvulaceae. The record is from the annotation of a GenBank genome assembly.